UCGCACGGCAACAGCUGUUUGUGGCAUGCACUUGACGUAACUUAAGGCCAAGUUUUGUUUUGUUUGAAUUUAGUUGUAGCCGAAAAGCGUUUCAAAACCGGUUUGUAGUCUUUCACAUAAACUGCAGCAACAUCACCGAGCGUCAACAUACAGUUGUUUCUCAUACAGUCACAAACGCUGAGCAAAAGAAAGUUUUGACGCAAUAACAUGGCCGUUACUUGUAAUUUGUAAUGAAGAAGCGUCGUCGUCGUGCGGCCGCGCAGCUCAACAGUUACCGCUGCACUCUGACAGCGAACAGUCGAAUAUAUUGACGAGCUACUUAACUGAAUUUUUGGCAUAGUUGUAAGCAUCAGCCCUGCCAACCAGACAAGACAACAGCCACAACAACAAUAAAAGAGAAAUUGCUGAUAAGACGAUAAACAGUGACCCAUCUCUGAAUGAAUGAAAGAAUCUGUGUACCAAGUUUAACUGAAACCUGUGUUAAAAUUGGCGCGCAGGAGAAUGUAGAGAAACUGAAAAUAAGUACAAUCCCAGCCAUAUAAGGGUACUCAGGUUGAAAGAUACGAUUAAAGCGUGCUCCAGUGGGCAUGACACCUUACAUGCCAUUGAAGACGCAAACUCAAACGAAGACGCAGCCACAGCAAUAAAAGUGAAAUCGCACACUCACAAGCACUUUCAUUGACAUCGGUCGAGCUAGCGCGAAUAGAGAGCGAUCAAUAUGACGCCGGCAGUAACAGGCAGCACAACAUGUACCAAGCCCACAAGCCCAACGGUCAGUCAGCGGCGCAAGCACAGCGCACGUGAGCAACUGCAGCAAAUAAUUGCCGGUGGACUAUCAGCAGCUAUAACGCGUUCCACUUGCCAGCCCCUGGAUGUACUCAAAAUCCGUUUUCAGCUGCAGGUGGAGCCGUUCAAGGCAGCUGUUCCAUCAAUGCAGCCGUCUUCCAAAAGUUACCUUCCACUGCAUUCCUCCAAAUACACAUCCAUACAUCAAGCUGUGCGCACCAUUUAUCGGGAGGAAGGACUAUUGGCCUUCUGGAAGGGUCAUAAUCCCGCCCAAGUGCUGAGUAUUAUGUACGGGAUUUGUCAGUUCUGGACUUACGAGCAGCUAAGCCUUCUGGCCAAGCAAACCACUUACCUCAAGGAUCAUCAGCAUCUUUCAAAUUUCAUAUGCGGAGCUUCUGCUGGAGCGGCAGCAGUUAUAAUUUCCACGCCGUUAGAUGUCAUACGGACACGCCUUAUCGCACAGGAUACUAGCAAAGGAUAUCGAAAUGCAACACGUGCCGUCACUGCCAUUGUGCGACACGAGGGAAUCCGCGGCAUGUAUCGAGGCUUAUCGUCGGCCCUCUUGCAAAUCGCCCCCUUGAUGGGCACCAACUUUAUGGCUUAUCGUUUGUUUAGCGAGUCGGCAUGCAACUUUUUUGAAGUGGAAGAUCGUACCAAGCUGCCUACUUGGACACUCUUGAUGCUGGGCGCUUCAUCGGGCAUGCUGUCGAAAACAAUUGUCUAUCCCUUUGACUUGGUUAAAAAGCGUCUGCAAAUCCAAGGCUUUGAGCAGAACCGCCAAACAUUCGGACAAACACUAAAGUGCAAUGGAGUUUGGGAUUGUCUGCAGCUGACGGUGCGGCAGGAGGGUGUACGGGGUCUCUACAAAGGUGUUGCUCCCACGCUCCUGAAAUCUAGCAUGACGACGGCAUUGUAUUUUAGUAUUUACGACAAGCUAAAACAGGUGCGCUUCUGGUAGGUGCUACGGAACAAUCUUUUUCUAUUUAACAAUUAAGUAGUGAAACAGUUCACAGCACAGAAUCUAUUUUUUAUAUGCAAUUUACAAUGAAUGCUGUAAAUGAUAUUAAGCAUAGUGUCUCUGUUAAUUAGUUAUUAGCACGGGUUUGUUUUAUGUUUAUAAGAUAGUUUAUAGUUAAUACCAUG
This is a messenger RNA of Drosophila hydei, 1929 nucleotides long. It is a transcript of the gene Tpc1, whose product is annotated as mitochondrial thiamine pyrophosphate carrier. Gene Ontology annotation, molecular function: thiamine transmembrane transporter activity. Lineage: Eukaryota; Metazoa; Arthropoda; Insecta; Diptera; Drosophilidae. The record is from RefSeq and is a predicted model, not a curated record. The coding region runs from base 719 to 1744 and encodes 341 amino acids. Gene Ontology annotation, biological process: thiamine pyrophosphate transmembrane transport. The transcript is spliced from 4 exons. Gene Ontology annotation, cellular component: mitochondrial inner membrane.